Messenger RNA from Pistacia vera, 1388 nucleotides. RefSeq names its product disease resistance protein RPP13-like. Gene Ontology annotation, biological process: defense response to other organism. The coding region runs from base 42 to 1388 and encodes 448 amino acids. The record is from RefSeq and is a predicted model, not a curated record. Lineage: Eukaryota; Viridiplantae; Streptophyta; Magnoliopsida; Sapindales; Anacardiaceae. Gene Ontology annotation, molecular function: ADP binding. The transcript has a single exon.
UGUUCAUACGUGAAAACAAAUAGGAACUAUUCUUCAUCAGAAUGGUUGAUGCCGUAGUAUCAUUUGUGAUCGAGAGGCUUAGCGAUUAUCUCAUCGAACAAGCAGUUUCCCUAGGCGGCGGACAUGAAGUUUGCUUAGGCAGCGGAGUGCGUGAAGUGGAGUCGCUGAAGAGAGAUUUGCAAUGGAUGGUUUGUUUCAUAAAGGAUGCAGAAGAUAAACAAGUUGAAAACCCUUUGAUAAGGCAGUGGGUUUCUGAUAUCAGAGACAUUGCUUAUGUUUCUGAGGAUGUGUUAGAUAGAUAUAUGGCUUCCAAUAGAAGGCAAAAUGGACUCUUAACGACGUGUUCUUCCAUGUUCGAUCGUUACAGCAUGCGCAGGGAGAUUGAAGCAAUUAAACAUAGACUCAGUGACAUCUCUCGAAGAUGCGAGUUAUUUGGUCUCAGAAGGAUUGAUAAAGUGAGUGAAGGAGGGAGCCAUGCUCUUUGCAGACUGAAACAACUGAGAAGAACCACCUCCUUCGAACGCAAUGAGAUUAAUGUUGUUGGAUUUGAAGAUGAUAUUCGCAAGUUAUUGGCUAAACUGCUCGAGAAUCGUCCGCAACGGUAUUUAAUCUCUAUCUUUGGCACAGGUGGAUUGGGUAAAACAACUCUUGCUAGAAAACUUUAUCACAAUAUCAAAGUCAGGAAUAGGUUCUAUCAUCGGGCUUGGGUUUAUGUGUCUCAAGAUUACAAAACUCGAGAUCUUCUUCUAAGAAUUAUAAAGUCAUUCAACAUGGAGGGCACACCAGAGCUGGAGAAGAUGAGUGAAGAAGAUAUGGAGAGAUAUCUUCAUAAGUCUCUACAGGGAUGCUCAUACUUGUUGGUGAUUGAUGAUAUAUGGCAAAAGGAAGCUUGGAUGAGUCUGAGAAGAGCCUUUCCGGACAACAAGAAAGGCAGUAGAGUAAUUAUCACAACUCGCAUCAGAGAUGUUGCUGAAAACUUGGAUGAGAUAACUUUUGUUCAUCCUCUUCGAUUUCUCACGCCAAGUGAGAGUUGGCAGCUAUUUUGUGAGAAGGCUUUUCAUCACAUAAACGACGAAGGAUUGGAGAAGCUGGGAAGGGAAAUGGUGCUAAAAUGUGGCGGUCUACCACUUGCUAUUGUUGUAUUGGGUGGAUUACUGUCUACAAAGAAGCCACAGGAGUGGCUUCAAGUGCGUAAUCACAUUUGGCGAGAUUUGAAGAAUGGUUCUAUUGAAAUCUCUCAUCUACUGGCUUUAAGCUUCCAUGAUUUACCUUAUCAAUUGAAGUUGUGCUUUCUCUACUUGGGAAAUUUUCCGGAAGACUCUGAAAUAAGGAUAAAGAGACUCANCCGCAACCGCAAGUCUCGUACGAUAUAUAUCAUCAAGGGGUGA